This is a messenger RNA of Schistosoma spindalis, 1039 nucleotides long. NCBI's taxonomy places the organism in Eukaryota, Metazoa, Platyhelminthes, Trematoda, Strigeidida, Schistosomatidae. The record is from the annotation of a GenBank genome assembly.
CUCGCGCUAAAUACCAAGACUCGAUGUCUUGAAUCUGAUUGGUUCGUCUAUGUAUUGUGGUCAUGUCAACCGUAAACAUUAUUCUAUUCAUAAAUACACUUGAAACUCUCAAUAACAGAUUAUUCACAUGUGCGUGAACCUGUGCCUUUUUUCAUGAUAGAAAUAACGACUUAUGUCGCGUCAGUUAACUUUUGUAACUGGUAAUCCAAACAAAUUGACUGAAUUCCUUAAAAUUAUUGGUGAGGAAUUUACUGGAAAAGUAAAAACAGUUGAUCUAGAUUUACCUGAAGUUCAAGGUAGUAUCGAAGAAGUGAGUAUACAAAAAUGUUUAUCUGCUUUUAAAAUAAUCAACGGACCUGUAUUAAUCGAAGAUACAGCACUUUGUUUUAAAGCACUGAAUGGAAUGCCUGGACCUUUUAUUAAAUGGUUUUUAAAAGCGGUUGGUCCUGAUGGACUACCUCGUAUGUUGAUUGACUUCAAUGAUUAUCGUGCAGAGGCUGUAUGCACUUUUGCUUAUUGUGAUAGCUUCGAAAAACCAGUACAAUUAUUUACUGGUAUCACACCAGGUUAUAUUGUUUCACCUCGUGGACCACGUGAUUUUGGAUGGGAUUGCAUAUUUCAACCGGAUAACUUUGAACAAACUUAUGCUGAAAUGGAUAAAUCUAUCAAAAAUUCCAUAUCACAUCGAUCUAAAGCGUUAGAAAAAGUGAAGUCUUUUUUGCUGAAUCAUGGAGUUUAAUGAAAGCAGUAUUUUUUUUCUCAGUUUUGAACAAAAAAUAAACGUUUAUAAAAGGAAUAUUAUUGAUGUUUUGAAUUAAUUAUUUUAUACAUUUAGAUUGAACUACUUUUUUUAUUUAAAGUAACAUAGAAAUAUUACUGAUUUUUCUUUAAACUCACUAAAUAGGAUAAAAUGGAGAAACAUCAUUAUUUCGUAAUAAAGUUAGUUGAUUAAGUUUUUGUAAAAAGGGUGUUUCCUACUCACUCGUUCAGAGUUUAGAGAUCCUCUAUGUUUUUACCAUUUAUACUCGUUAUAUGCUGU